Molecule: messenger RNA, 270 nt
Organism: Bipolaris oryzae ATCC 44560
Lineage: Eukaryota; Fungi; Ascomycota; Dothideomycetes; Pleosporales; Pleosporaceae
Exons: 2
Coding region: 1-270 (89 amino acids)
Source: RefSeq, a predicted model, not a curated record
AUGGAGGGAUGCCAUGUUGCGCCAGACCAAGGCGCGCAAGUGCAAGGACUGCAACGACACCAAGGGCUUUUUGGCGACGCACUAGACAGGCCCCACUCGCCCCCUUCGGGCAGCCAUGGGCAGGGAUACGGGCAUGGUGGGCAUGGACAUGGAUAUGCUGGCAGGGCCGAGUGCGUGCAGCAGCGCAGAGCGUCUACUCCUGGAGCAACGUCGUCGACGACGCCAGACGCCGCCAGCCCUGCAGCCGAAGGCACUGGUCUGCGGGAGUGA